AUGACACAGAGGGAUUGCAAAUUGAGUCCAGAGCUGUCUGAUCUGGUGGUGUACACCCACAGUGUUGCUUUCAAACAGUUUGACCCAUGUGCCAAGAAACCUCCCAAUGAAAUAUCCUCGUUUUCUGAGAGUGAUGCGUUGAAACUAAUCAAAGAAUCAGGGAAGUUGUUUGUACGUCACAACAGCAUGCAGUUGAGCAGGAUCUACCCAUCUGGUCAGCGUGUGCAAUCCUCCAACUACAACCCUCAAGACAUGUGGAAUGCUGGUUGUCAGAUGGUGGCAUUGAACUUCCAAACCCAAUGUGAAGAGAUGGAUCUAAACAGAGGCCGUUUUUUACCAAAUGGCUGCUGUGGCUACUUGCUAAAACCGAGCUUUAUGUGCCAGCCUGAUUCAGAGUUUAACCCAGAAAACACUGGGGGAGGCCCUGGCCACAAUCCAACUCUGCUUACUAUCAAGGUGAUUUCAGCCCAGCAGCUGCCUAAACCUGACAAAGAGAAGCUCAGCUCAAUUGUAGACCCUCUUGUAUGGGUGCAGACUUAUGGGGCUCCCAUAGAUAACAAUAGAAAGAAGACGCACCGAAUCGACAAUAAUGGCUUUAACCCCAGAUGGGACUGCACCUUUAAGUUCCAGAUUCAUGUGCCAGAGCUGGUAUUAGUACGCUUUAAGGUUGAAGACCAUGACUACGCCACCAAAAAUGAUUUUCUGGGCCAGUUUACACUUCCUUUCACAAGCAUGCGUACAGGUUACAGACAUGUUCAUCUGCUGCAGGCAGACGGCUCUAGCAUGUCUCCCUCCAGUCUCUUCAUUCACGUUAAAAUCACACCAUCCUACAGCAGCCCUGCUGGACAAGUGGGUGACAGAAAAUGAAGCAAUGUGUUAAAGCACUUGAAAUGCCCCCUAUUUCAGAAAAUUACAUGUUUUAUAUCAAAAUUUGAGAGCCAAAAUUGCUUCCACCGAGUGUGAGACAAGUUACAAUUUCUUUAAAAAUGAUGCAGAAGCCAUUUCACACUUUAAAAAAAUAAUAUAUUUGUUUUGUUUUCCAGUUAAAAUAAUAGAUAUCCUCAAAAUUUUAAUUUUACAUAGAAUCAGAAUGCCAAGAUGGAAUACAGUGUAAAAUAGCUAGACCUGUCUUGAAUUAAGUUAACUUAUAGACAAUUACAUGGGUCAUAUGAUGUUGCUAUUAUUUAGUGUAAUACAGUGUAGUACAUCCAAUGUGUUUAUGUGGUUUAAGUUUAAAAAAACACAUUAUUAUUUCCACUUAAUGUAAAUUAUUGUUUCUCCUCAAUGCCCCACCUUUCUGAAAUUUAUCGAUUUUUACACAGUUCAUCGUUCUGAAAAGUGAGCUGUUCUUUGAUUGGCCAUCUAUCUAGUGCUUUGUGAUUGGCCAAAUACCUCAAGUGUGACAGAAAUGUUCCCUUUACCAUACUCCGAUGCAGUGUCCGCCUGCGUGAUGAGACAAAACCAGUAAAACUCAUUUUAAACGAGAAAAUUUGGGCAUCCAUUGGAGACAUAAUUAUUGAUUAUAAUGACUUAUAAUGUCUUUUUACGCAUUGCAUUGCAUAUUACACUGUGAAACAUAAAACCAUGUCUGCAUUUGUGAAAAACAAAAAGAGAACAACAAACAACAAGCGCUACUCUACACUGCUCAAAACUCACGUUUGAAUUGUCAGUGGCAAAUUCUUUAAAUAUGAAAACUUACAGGCUCUGAGUCAAAUGCACCAGACUGUCCUUGCAAAGUUGUUAUUGCCCCACUUUAUAGGAAAAGACAUCGGCACUGUAGGCUACUCUCUCAGGAAACAGUUCUCGUCCUACAUAAAAUGCGCUGCACACAUCUAAAUAUUUGUGUUGAACAGUUUUGGAACUGUGUUGUAAAUACAACUUGACCACUGAUUUAUAGUUGUGUCCUCUUUUGGAAGGCCAAACAAAGUAGUUUCACUGCAACAAUGAAACACACAGCAUCUCCACGACAUGGCAGCAGCAAAAAUACUACACGCAAGAAUCAAAGUUACAUCUUCUUUCGUUGUAUGAACAUUUGGGUGGCGUUAUGCAAAUCUUCCCACAUCGUGACGUAGACAUGUGGGGGGCGUUUGAACAAGGCAUUUAGGUGGACAUGGUUGACUUUUAACUUUUACAAAGAAUAUCUCUUUGGAUUUGAGCCUUUAGUUUUUGCAACUUUAAAGAUCUUCUUUAUCCACCAAGAGUUUGUAACACUCCAAAGAGAAAGGAAAAAAUUUUAAUUGCAUAAUAUUACCCCUUUAAGUAUGUAUAUCAUUUUACUGGAGAACAAGGUUAUAUGUUCAAGAAAAUUGUUAUUAUUAUAUAAAUAUAUAUGUGCAGAUAUAUAAUGCUGUUAUGUAAUGUCUUAAAAUGGCAAAGCAAUACAUUUGAUAUGCACCAGCCCACGUUAUAUAAAUAUUGUUACAUUUCCUAAUGAAACGUUUUACCAUGCAGCUGAGAGUGGAAUUGGCUCAGAGAAGAAACGUAUUUGUAUAUAUGACCCGUAACGGAAACCAGUGACACAAGUCGGCAGCACAACUUUCGAGCAAAAUGAGAAAGAAGCGUUUUUUUUUUUUGCAAAAUUGGUGAUUUUCGUUUUUUUGCAGAAUCUGUUAGUUGAGAUCACGAAGAAGCCUCUCCGUGUUUGAGAUAGCAGUAUUGGUAUAUUUAAAAGCGUACAUUUUGAAGUUGAAAUCGGCUAGUUUUUAGGAGAUUCUAGCACGCAGUAGGGGCGGGUGUGUAUUCCCAUACUGGAUAAUACCGGCUUUUGUUUCUUUUGUUAUUGCCCCCGCCCUCCGAGGGAAGCGUGGCUACUUACUAUGCAGCUCUCUGUCCGGCUGUAUACAAAUGUAUUGGACUGGCGUCAGACGAGUUGGACCGUAAGAUAUCAGAGGCUAUAUCGAUAGCAACAUUUGAAGGGGAUAAAGACAGAGAAAUGGGGAAAAUCCGUGACUUUGACUGUAAAUGCUACACGAGGAGAAGGGUAGCCAGAAGCUUUCUCCAGACAUUAUGUACAACAUACGGCUGGAUUCUUUAGCUGCGGAAAAAGAGUGGCAGGACAUGCAAAUUAUUGGACAUUUAGAGGCAAACAGACGCACAGUGCAAACUUUGGAGAUACUUAUUUCAUUGAAGGCAACGAGAUCUGCAAGAAUACGUUUCUCUUUCUUAUGGGGUGAGUUUCCAUAAACAUCAAAGUUUGUCAUUUUGUGUUCAUUCUAAGAACACAUACACAUUAUCUCAUAUUUAAUCCAUGUUUAGACCUCACGUUAGUUACUUGCAUUUACGAGUUAUGUUUAGUGUUUCCCGCGUGAGGUAAUUUUUUGUUGUACGUUGCCAUGGUGUUCACGCGUGCACAAAACUACUACGUUACCUCAGCAUUUCACAGACGCACUGUGAAAUGACUGGUUACAUGAGCCUAAGCUCUUUUCAAUAAAAUCCAUGCAAAAGUUAAUAUCAGAUCAUUUUAGAAAACAGUAUAGGAUGUACCGAAUAUUCUUCAGUUUUAUGCAAAACAGAAAUAUGACGAAUAGAAUAUCAGACCUCUGUCAUAUGGCCAAAAAUAAAUGCAAAAAAAAAAGACUUUUUGCAUAGUUGUCUUUGACACAUGAAAAGUGUAACAAUGCUUUUUACAAGGUAACAUGAUGUAACCUUGCUCUCACUCGAAAUGUGUCCCCAUAUUAAGUCCUGGAAUUUUAGUUUAUCAUAGUUGAUCAUAACUAGAGAUGAAAUGGCAUGAAAAUUUCAUUUCAUGAUUAUAGUGACCAAAAUGAUCACGGUUAUCACAGAAUCCUGUUCAAAAAGUCCUAAUGCUACACAAUGAAAUCAAUUCACCAAGUUUUAUGUAGAAAACCAGCAACAAAUAACAAAUAAACAUUAUUAACAAAUAAAAUUAGCAUCAAUAUGUACUUUUUGUUUACGUAAACAUUAAAAUAAUAACAUUUAAAAUGAUGGCCAGAUUUUAAAGGAGUGUCUUGCAACGUUAUUUACAAUGCACAAGUUCAAAUAGAGUUUUGACAAAAAAGGUUUUAUAAAAAGAUAAAACUCACAUAUUUCAGCCUCUAAAUCAUUUUUAUAAAAGUCAAAAAAGAUAAAUUACUGACAUUUACAAUGCACAUUAUCCUUUAUUAUUAAUAGUAUGCGGUCAAUUUUUCCCAUUGUGUCUGUCUUUGCUAUGCAAACAUGCAGCUUUACAGGGGGUAUGGCUUAUGUAAAUGAGAUGUAAUUAGAUGUAAAUGAGCCCUAUCGUCACUCCCAGCAGUGAGAACAGGUGAGAACUGCACAAUCUUUAGAGGCUAUUUUCUGCUUUUUGAGCUUUUUCGAGUAACUACCUUCAAAUGGCCACAACUUCUCCAAAUAUUAUCCGAUUUCCAUGUGUUGCACAUCGUUGGAAAGCUUGGAGACUACACUUUCUGUAAAUAACUCAAAAUGCCCUAGAACCGACUUGUGUCCCUACUUUCCGUGAUUGGUCACAUAUGUGUUGAGAGUCGAGCCAGUGUAAUCCUUAUGUUGUUAGAACAGAAAAAAAGCUCUCUAAAAAUACCGCAAUUAGAU
Carassius gibelio (silver crucian carp) is the source of this 4548-nucleotide messenger RNA. RefSeq names its product 1-phosphatidylinositol 4,5-bisphosphate phosphodiesterase delta-3-A-like. The record is from RefSeq and is a predicted model, not a curated record. Gene Ontology annotation, molecular function: phosphatidylinositol-4,5-bisphosphate phospholipase C activity. Gene Ontology annotation, biological process: lipid metabolic process; intracellular signal transduction. The transcript is spliced from 7 exons. The coding region runs from base 1 to 867 and encodes 288 amino acids. NCBI's taxonomy places the organism in Eukaryota, Metazoa, Chordata, Actinopteri, Cypriniformes, Cyprinidae.